This is a messenger RNA of Drosophila eugracilis, 3123 nucleotides long. It is a transcript of the gene stmA, whose product is annotated as protein EFR3 homolog cmp44E. NCBI's taxonomy places the organism in Eukaryota, Metazoa, Arthropoda, Insecta, Diptera, Drosophilidae. Gene Ontology annotation, cellular component: plasma membrane. The transcript has 9 exons. The record is from RefSeq and is a predicted model, not a curated record. Gene Ontology annotation, biological process: protein localization to plasma membrane. Bases 405 to 2909 code for a protein of 834 amino acids.
CUGCGUGCGGUUUGUGUUUAAAAUUUAUCACGAAUUUGUAGGCUUUAAUAAUCAAUUAUAGUUUUCCUUUCGACAUUAUAAUAUCUAGCAAAUAUAGGCUAAUACGGUUUAACUGUUAAAUUAAUAUUCAUAGCAGAGUGUCAUUGCAAAAAUGUGCGAAUGGCAUCAUUUGGCCAGGCCAAAAAACGUAAAGACCCCUGUGAUAUAAGCUGGCCACAAUGGCCAUAAAAAGCUCCUUGGCAAGUGAUUCCGAGCUUUCGUCCCGUUAGUCCCGCCAUCAGCUGACCUGGAGCAACAACAACCUGUGCGGAGAAGAAAAGUUUCGCGCUAAAAAUAACCAAAGUUCAUGGUCAACGUCCUGGAACGGAGUGGGUAGACUUAAUCCCUGACAUUCGCAUCCCGAUAUGGCCCUGAUUCGCUGCUGCUUUGAGCCACCGGAACUGCCUGAGUUCUUCGACAGCUUCGUCCAGAAGUGCACGGAUCCAAGCUGCUGCUGCGGAUGCUGUUCGGCGCUCAGGCCGCGCUACAAGCGCCUGGUGGACAACAUCUUUCCUGUCAAUCCAGAGGACGGAUUGGUCAAAUCCAAUAUGGAAAAGCUGACCUUCUACUCACUGAGUUCGCCGGAUAAGCUGGACCGGAUUGGAGAGUACCUGUACCAGAAGGCCACCAAGGAUAUUAACAGAAAGCGAUACAAGCUGGCUGAGAUCGCCAUGGAGGCGAUGGACUUGCUGCUGCAGGCAUGUCAUGCCCAGACCACUCUCAAUCUUUUUGUCGAAUCCUUCCUCCGAAUGGUGCAGAAACUGCUUGAGGACUCGAACCCCAACCUUAAGAUAAUGGCCACCAAUUCGUUUGUAAAGUUCGCCAACAUCAACGAGGAUACACCGUCGUACCAUCGACGAUACGACUUUUUCAUCUCGAAAUUCUCCUCGAUGUGUCACAGCGAUGCGGCCAGUAUGCGAGACAGUCUGCGUUUGGCGGGAAUAAAGGGCUUGCAGGGCGUCAUCCGGAAAACAGUAUCUGACGAUCUGGUGGAAAACAUCUGGGAGGCGGAACACAUGGAGAAGAUUGUACCCUCACUGCUGUUUAACAUGCAGUUUUGUGUAAACGUUAUGUUCGUGAAGAAAAAUUUACUGGCGUCCGGUGAUCUAACACCCGUAGAGGAUGCCACCAAUGUAACGCCGCCGGCAUUGGCCGAGGAGGUGCUCCGGGAGCUAGUAGGUCGCGCUUCCUUCGGCCACAUUCGCAGCGUACUGAAGCCGUUGCUGACCCAUCUGGACCGACAUGAGCUGUGGGUUCCCAACACUUUUGCGAUUCACACAUUCCGCAUCGUGAUGAUCUCCAUACAGCCGCAGUAUUCGUACACCGUGGUGGAGACGCUGAUGCAGCAUCUGGACAGCAAUUUCAAGUCCUCUCCCAAGACCCGCACCUCGCUAGCCGUCGUUUUGUCGAAGAUUAUUGCUAUAGCAGCUGGUGAGAGUGUCGGCCCCUCGGCCCUAGACAUCAUCAACAAUUUGCUGACCCAUCUGCGAACUAGUGUGAGCACUACCAGCGAAAUCACACCCGAAGAGUCACAGUAUCAGGAGGCGUUGAUCAACGCGCUUGGCGAGUUUGCCAACCAUCAUCCGGACUACCAAAAGAUCGAGAUCAUGCUGUUUAUCAUGAACACGGUUCCAGAUCUAUCCAAGAAGAGCAAGGGCGAUCAGAUGCUGCAGAACAUUCUGCUUAAAUCGUUGCUAAAAGUGGGCACCCAGUAUAGCACAGUCUCCUUCGAGAAGGCCUUCCCCGCCUCCUUCCUGCAGCCGCUGCUCAAAAUGGCACGCGCUCCCCACAAUCCCACGCGCAUGGUUGUGAUGCAGAUUUUGCAAGCUCUUCUUGAUCGCCAUCAAAAUGAACAGGUGCUCAGCACGGUCAGUGUGAAGCCAUACCCGGCUCUUUCCCAGGAGCCACCAUCACGUUCGGACAUAAUUUUCACGCACAAGUACGGAGCCAAUAUUAUGCAGGCACUGAUCGAUUCGAUGGCGCUAUCGGACCGGAUUGACGCCUUGUCCUCCAGUUUUAAUACCGCCGCCUUGCUCAUCGUCGAGAUGUCUUGCAACGAGACUGUUCAGGAGUUCCUUCUGUUUAUCUUAGGAAUUCAGCAGGUGGCCAACACCGUGGACACUUUGGGAACCGUGCACAAGUGCAGCCUACAUGCUAUCUCUAUUGCCCUGCUGGUGCUAAUCUCGCGGGUGAGUGGCAUCAACAACCUGCUGGAGUAUGCUCAAAAGAUAGUAGACGCGCGGCGCGAGGAGGCCACCCAUUAUCUACCUCCUUUGCUAGAGCCCAAGAAGAUGUCAGGAAAGAACUUUAAUUUGUCGUUGCCGCAUCUUGCCAUAGACAAGUUGGCGCUGGGGGAAUGUCUGCAGAACGCCGGCAUGGAUGCCCAGCGCCUCAACACGGGAGCUCCAUACUCGCUCAACCAGACGGAUCACCCGGGCCAUCGCCACUCUUGGGUGGAAUCGGUGAGCAACCAGUUGACGCAGCGCAACAGCUCAGCUGAUCUGACCGUCUACAACGGAGAUGUAGACAGCGUUAGCAGCUCACCAGGCGUGUGCAAGAAGCUUUUGGCCCCGGAGUUCAACUUCGAUGCCAUGAAACGGGCUCUGGCCGAACCCACUGAGGCUGCCAAGCGGGAGCAGCGCGAACGGCAGAUGCAGAUCGUUCGCACCUUCCGUGAGGGCGAGUUCGAUGAUCUGAUGAGACGCACAGAACCCAAGCACGAUCUCAUCCAGAACCGUCUGAACGAGCUAUUUAACUCGCUGGCCGUGGAGCGUCAAAUCACGCAGAGUGACACCAAAGCCGCUCAAUUACAAGCUAGCAACGAGAAGCCGAUCUACGAGACGAACUUCCCCGAACUUUUUUAUUACUAAACCGUAUUCCUUGACCCGGAGACCUUUUCUGGCGAAUAUUCUCCGCUAAUUCACACAUACCUAAACCCCUAAAAGCGAAUUUGUUUGGUGUCUGUAUGGAACUAGUUAAAUCUAAUUAAAUUUUCGGUUGUUAAAUGCAAACAAUUCAAUUGUUAAUCCACCUUGGAUAUGUACUUUGAAUUAAUUGUUAUACAAAUAUAUAUGUAUACAAGUA